CCCCUCACCAUUUCUAUGGCAAACCUCACACUUAAAAACCAGCAAUCUGUGCCCAUGUAACCACUCACACAUUAUACUGCAUUUAGAACAGAUUGUGAUAAAAACACAUUUGAUAAAAAGGCAGAAUGAGCAACAUUGCAGAGGUUCUUGCUAAAAGACAGAAUAGAGAACAUGGUGUUGGGACAAACAAGAAACCGAUACCCUUUAACAAACAAGACUACCAGAAUCUGAAACGUGAAUGUUUGGAGAAGAAAACAUUAUUUUGUGAUCCGACCUUUCCUGUGGGUUCUGACUCUCUGGGCUACAAUGAACUAGGACCGAAUUCCUCCAAGGUACAAGGAGUGGAGUGGAAAAGACCAAAGGAGCUGUGUGCAAACCCUCAGUUUAUUGUGGAUGGUGCCAAGCGGACUGACAUCUGCCAAGGGGCAGUAGGUGACUGUUGGCUUAUGGCAGCGAUUGCAUCUCUGACUCUAAACAACAACAUUUUGGAGCGUGUAGUUCCACCUGAUCAGAGCUUUUCUGAUGGUUACGCCGGCAUCUUUCACUUUCAGUUGUGGCAGUAUGGUGAAUGGGUGGAUGUUGUCAUUGAUGAUCGUCUGCCUACCAAAGACGGAAAGCUGCUGUUUCUUAGUUCAGCAGAGCAUUCAGAGUUCUGGAGCGCCCUGCUGGAGAAGGCCUGUGCAAAGGUCAACGGCUCGUAUGAAGCUCUGGAUGGUGGCCUCUGCUCUGAGGGUUUUGAGGACUUUACAGGAGGUAUUGCUGAGAUCUAUAAGCUGAGUGAAGCCCCUCCACAUCUGUUUAAGAUCAUUCAGAAAGCAUUUGGGUUGGGCUCCCUGCUUAGCUGCGCCAUUGAUAAAGAAAAAAAGCUAAAGAAAAGCCUAAAACUGAUGAAAGGACAUGCAUACUCUGUCACUGGUGCAGAGGAGGUUCAAUGCCUCGGUCGUACGGUGCAGCUGGUGCGUCUUAGGAACCCGUGGGGUCAUAAGGAGUGGACGGGUGCAUGGAGUGAUAACUCCAGUGAGUGGAAUAGUGUUCGACCGGAGCAGAAAGUGAAACUGAAUUAUUCGGCUGAGGAUGGAGAAUUCUGGAUGGAAUAUUCAGACUUUAUGCUGCAUUUCUCAAUGCUGGAGAUUUGUAAUCUGACUCCAGACAGUUUGACCAGUGAUAAGGUGAGGCACUGGAACUACUGCCAGUUUGACGGCACCUGGAAAGUGGGAUCCACCGCAGGAGGCGGCAUUGACAAUCCAGCUAUGUUCUGCUCAAACCCUCAGUUUGCGAUCAAGCUUGAGGAUGUUGAUGAUGACCCUCAUGAUGGAGAAAAUGGUUGCACUGUGCUGGUGGGAUUGAUGCAGAAAGAUGUGCGCAAAGAUAAACGCAUUGGAAGGGAACUAAAAAGCAUUGGCUUUUAUAUUUUUGAGGUACACCAACACUGGUUACACACGGUUCCAGAUGAGUACAAGGGUCGCAGUAAUGUUCAUCUCGGCUCGGAUGUGCUGCUGGAAAAUACACCAGUUGAAAGAAGCAAAGGUUGUCAAAACCUGCGAGAGAUAAGCAAGCGCUGUAAUUUGCCUCCUGGAGAAUAUGUCAUCAUCCCCUACACUUAUGAGCCCCUUCUCCAGGGAAGUUUCAUACUGCGUGUGUUUACAGAGAAAAAGGCCACCGCCAGCCCAAUGGAUGUUGAAAUCACUGCAAAUAUUCAAAAGGAUCGCAUAUCUGACAGUGAUGUGGACCCAAGUUGUAAAGAGCUUUUUAUGCAGUUUGUUGGAAAUGACUCAGAGGUGUCUGCGAAGGAGCUACAGCAGUUGCUGAACAAAUUUGUGUCUGAAAGAACUGAUAUCAAGUCUGAUGGUUUCAGUAGAGAAACGUGUCGUCACAGUAUCGACCUGCUAGACAAAAAUGGCAGUGGCAAACUUGGUCUGGUGGAGUUUCACACACUGUGGAUAAAGAUCCAGGAAUAUUUGGAAAUUUUUAAGAAACGCGACACAGACAAGACAGGCACUAUGAGUUCCUAUGAGAUGAGAGAUGCACUAAAAGAUGCAGGGUUUCAAGUGAACGGUGAAGUACUUCAGGUGAUAAUCUCACGUUAUGCCAAUAAGCAACAAGCCAUUGACUUUGAUAACUUUGUGGGCUGCCUGAUCAACUUGGAGAUGCGCUUCACAAUGUUUGAAAUGUUCGAUAAUAACACCGGGAAAAUCGAGCUGGAUAUCCAUCAGUGGCUUUGCUUGACCCUCAAUUAAAAAUCAACAAAUUUGCUGCAAAAACAGAAAGAUUUCCAGGAGAAGGAUGAUUUGGCUGAUGGAGUAAAAUCAGACUGAGUGUGUUAUCUAAACCUUAAAUUGUCUUCUAAAGAUCUGAGUAUUGAUUUAACAUUUUUUAUUACGUUUCUUUCAUUAUAAAUUUCUUUGUCUUACCAAUAAUUAUAUUUACUAACAUUGGUAACAUUUUACAACAAGGUUGUAUUUGUUAACAUUAUUAAAAUUAACUAACAAUGAAUGAUACUUCUACAGCAUUUAUUAAUCUUAGUUCAUGUUAAUUUCAGCAUUCACUAAUACAUUUUUACCAUCAAAAGUAGGAACUGUUCACAUUGAUUAAUGCACAAUUAAUUAACAUGAACAAUUGUAUUAUCAUUAACUAACAUUAACAACGAUGUAAAGUGUUAGCCUAACAUUUACUAUUUUUUAUACAUUCAUUCUAUCAUUUCUUAUUUUUAUUACUGUUUAAUGUUCUGUCGGGUGGUGUAUUGUUUUCACGAGUAUGGAUAAGGGAAUGUUUGGGAAGCUUUGACAGUACAAGGUGUCCACUGUCUUUGCUUGGUAUAAUAACACCUGUUGAAUCGGGUUAUAUUCAGAUAAAUUUAGACUUAGUAUUGUAAUGCAACUACCUGUAAAGUUAUUCAAUAAA
Molecule: messenger RNA, 2901 nt
Organism: Misgurnus anguillicaudatus (oriental weatherfish)
Lineage: Eukaryota; Metazoa; Chordata; Actinopteri; Cypriniformes; Cobitidae
Source: RefSeq, a predicted model, not a curated record